Paraglomus occultum is the source of this 273-nucleotide messenger RNA. The record is from the annotation of a GenBank genome assembly. Lineage: Eukaryota; Fungi; Glomeromycota; Glomeromycetes; Paraglomerales; Paraglomeraceae.
GACCAAUGGGAGCGCUGGAAGUAUCAGCCAACCUCUCGUCCAGUGAAUCAGUCGGAAUUCUGGUCUCGUAAAUAUUGCGAGUUGGGACGUUCUUCGCAACUGAGGUCAUCGGGCAGUCGUCCGGAACUACGAAUAUUCGGUUUCGGGCAUGACACGAGCGCAUGGAAGGACACAAAUUUUGCUUUGAAAGAGGGCUUGUUGACCCGACCCCUCCCCCCAGAUUCUAUCGCCACCAAGUUUGACCGAACAGCAGCCUUUUGCAAGUGGACCUGA